Lottia gigantea (owl limpet) is the source of this 597-nucleotide messenger RNA. RefSeq lists its product as hypothetical. Gene Ontology annotation, cellular component: cytoplasm; nucleus. Gene Ontology annotation, molecular function: protein tyrosine phosphatase activity. Gene Ontology annotation, biological process: G2/M transition of mitotic cell cycle; positive regulation of G2/MI transition of meiotic cell cycle; positive regulation of G2/M transition of mitotic cell cycle. NCBI's taxonomy places the organism in Eukaryota, Metazoa, Mollusca, Gastropoda, Lottiidae. The transcript has 5 exons. The coding region runs from base 1 to 597 and encodes 198 amino acids. The record is from RefSeq and is a predicted model, not a curated record.
AUGGACGAUGAAAUGAGUUUGAUAGGAGAUGGUUCCACUUCACAUGUAUUGCCAACCAUUAAUGGAAAAAAUAAAGAUCUUGUGUCUAUCUCACAUGAAACGAUGGCUGACGUAUUAAAUGGAGUAUAUGAAGAGUCGGUACAAGAAUGCACAGUUAUUGACUGCAGAUAUCCUUAUGAAUAUGAGGGUGGUCAUAUCCAGGGUGCUCUUAAUCUUUACACUCAACAACAAAUAUCAGAGUUUAUUAAAUCUCAACAACAAAAACAGACAACUGACAGUCUCAAACAUAUUUUGGUCUUUCAUUGUGAAUUUUCAUCAGAAAGAGGACCUAAAUUAUUAAGAUAUUUAAGAAGCUUAGAUCGUAAAGAAAACAGUCAUCGUUAUCCAUAUCUUGACUUCCCUGAAAUUUACAUCUUAGAAAAAGGCUACAAAGUUUUCAGUGAAAAUCAAAUGCAUUUGUGCGAGCCACAGGGAUAUACACCAAUGUUACAUAAAGACUAUUCCUCCGAUUUAAGACGAUUCCGAAUCCGAUCCAAAUCCUGGACAGAAGGAGAAAGAAAAUCCAAGAUCCGAAGAUCAUUAAUGUCACCUUAUUAA